AUGGUUCUGAACCGCACAGAAACACUGACUAAUGCCUCUUGGACUAAACUCAGGUCUCAGGCUUCUUGCGCUCACUCGCCAGAAUUGAAAUGGGAUCUUAAUGACUCCACAACUCGCUGGGCUUUAGCCACAGUUAUAUCCAUUGCUUGUCCCUCGACAGUUGUUUUGAACACUUUAGUCAUGGUUAUUUUAAAGAAAGAAAAAGAAUUGCAGAAAAGUUCCAACAUUUUGUUAUUUAGCCUGGCCAUUACAGAUCUUCUAGUUGGUGCGAUAUGCAUGCCGUUGGACGCAAUUAGUGAUUUGCUAAUUUUCGGUCAAGUUUCUAUUGAGAAAGGUUGUACAACAAACCUAGUCAACUUUUGGAUUUUGAAUAUUCUAGCCACGGCUUCCCUGAUCCAUUUAGCAGUGAUCGCUUGGGAGAGAUACGUGGCGAUAAGAAAGUGGAUUAACUACAAGACCAUCUUAACUGAAGGCCGCGUGAAAAAGCUGGUGGCAAUAUCUUGGUUGUCAGCGAUAGUUUUAGGCUUUUCAGCUUCUCCUCCAAAGCCAGGCUGGACCCUUCUGUACUUUCUUUACUCUAUUAAAAGCCUUUUGAAUUUGGUGACAGCAUUUGGCCUUCCUAUUGCAAUCCUUUACUUCUAUUUGAUGGUGUACUUUGGGAUACUCCAACGCAAGAAAAGUAUGAUCAACCAAACUGCCGCAGCUAGAGCUGAACUGAAACUCCAGUCCAAAGUUGCAAAGACUUGCGCCAUGAUAACUUUUACCCUGUUCAUCACUUAUGUUCAACAAAUUGUCAUUACCAUGUUGGCAUUUUUUAAAAGUCCACCGUUCUAUAUUGUGAGUUCAGUUUUCCGUUGGUCUGACUUGAUAUUACAGCUUAACUCUCUACUGAAUCCCCUAAUAUAUUGUUUUACACGUCAACGAUUUAGAAGUGCUGUGCUAGAAUUGCUGAUAAUUAAGAAGCCUCGGGCAAUCCAGCCCACCACUGACGCUAAUCUAUUUGAGAAAAAAACAAACAGAUUCGAACCGGUUGUGAAGAAGGUUGUUCAACAACAACAACUUCGCCCAAUAAGAUCAGCUUCCUGCGGGGGGCAUCCAACGACAAUUUUCGGAAAAUAUCUGUUCGGAAGACGAUUUACGAUCUAGAAUUUUCGGAACAUUAGUUGUAAAAUUUCUUGCUUGCCUGCCUCUCCUAGGAUUUUCGAACAUCUAAAAAAUGGUAUAAUUGCCCAUUUUUAACGGAUUUUUACCCUUAAAAGGUCACCUAGAAUUUUCGGUAGCCUUUUUUCUGGCUGAAAUUUUCGAAAAGGUAAGUUUUGAUCCCUAUAAUUUUUGGAUCACUAGACUUUCAGCUAGGUAAUCCGAACAGAUGAAAAAUUUCUAGGGGAUAAAAAUAUGCCUAUAUCUACCGUUUAAAUACGAAAAUACGUUUAACAAUGCUAUGUUUAAGUGGUUUUGAACUAUAUUCUCGUUGGGUGCCCCUGUUCCUGACAUACAUGCACUUUCUACUUCAAAAACGCUUAUUCAACAACAUAUCUCGACAAACCAGUUUUGAAAAGAUCUGUGUUAGCUCCAUCGUUUGA
Molecule: messenger RNA, 1583 nt
Organism: Porites lobata
Lineage: Eukaryota; Metazoa; Cnidaria; Anthozoa; Scleractinia; Poritidae
Source: the annotation of a GenBank genome assembly